This is a messenger RNA of Triticum turgidum subsp. durum (durum wheat), 231 nucleotides long. Lineage: Eukaryota; Viridiplantae; Streptophyta; Magnoliopsida; Poales; Poaceae. The record is from the annotation of a GenBank genome assembly.
AUGGCGCUCACCAACUUCAUCGUGACGGCGGCGGUGGUGGGCGGGGCGCUGCUUCUCUUCACCACCGACGUCCGCAAGUCCGGUGCUGUCUUCCGCCGCAACGCCCGCCAAAUCCGACAGUGGCUCGAGGAGGACAACGCCUCCGCCGCAUCCAAGUCUGCAAAAGAAGCAGUUCCACCUCCCAAGAAGCUGGAUACAGAGGUUCCCAAGGACAAGCCAAAGGAUCACUGA